CCAGUCACCGCCGCCUCCGCCUCCUCGGCAGGGCCAUUGAUUCGCCUCCCUCUUCCUCCCGCCUCCUUCCCUCUCCUUCUCCCUCUCUCUCCUUCACAGGAGGCGGAGGGGACGGCAGCCCCUCUCCAAAGUUUGGAGCUGGAUGCGGGCGGCGCGGGGAGCCGAGGCGAGGGAAAGUCCGCCGCCGCCGCCGCCAACUUGUCCCACUUUGCCCUCCUCCCGCUCCCUCAGCGGCCGGCUGCCUUUCUGCCCAUUAAAGAGACGGACCUUGAUCUCUCUCCGCGGUGGCGGCUGGACCCGGCCCUCUCUCCCUCCCUCCUUCCUCAUCGCACUUGAUUCCUCCUGCCUUUCUUCUUCCUCCUCCUUCCUGCUCGCACUAUGGAGUUUACCGAGAGGAAAAGAAGCAGGAAAUCCCAAAGCUUUAAACUGAUAAAUCAAGACUAUCAUCAUGAGCAAUACAAGAUUUCUGACUACAGUAAUGAUGUUAAUGGGGAGGCCAAAGAAGUGCAACCGUUUUAUUUAGGAGAUGAAAGCCGGGAAAUUAAAAAACAAAUUACAGGGAUGAGAAGAUUACUGAAUGACAGCACUGGAAGAAUAUAUCAGCGCGUUGGCAAAGAAGGAGAAAAACUGAAGGAAGAACCUCAGGAUUUAGAACUGGCCUGGGCUCAACGUCUAAACACUCCUGUAGAAACUCAAGCAAACCCCCAUUCGUCUCAGAGUGGAACUUGGAAUGACUUAUCUCCACAAACUAGCCACUAUUCAGGGCAAUAUGGAACUCGUUCCAAGACCUUCCAAAACCAAACUAAAACGAUAGGCUCAAAUGGAGAAAUUCCAGCAACCAAUUCCUCCUCUGGAUCAAAUUGUUGUACUUGUAAUUGCCAGCCAGCAUUGGAAGCCAUUCUUCAAGAGCUUAAGACCAUGAGAAAGAUAAUGCAGAUUCAAGCAGCGGCUGCUCAAAACAGACAACAGCCUUCAGUCCCCCUGGUUAGUGCACAGAAAUCAGCCCUGGCACGAAAGAGAAAUAAAAAGAAAAAAUUCCUCCCAAAAACUAUUGAACCUCCUGCUGUGAAUAAAAAGCCCAACACUGUAGACCAUGAAAAAAAGCUAUCAGCAAAUACUGAAAGGUCAAGUGUGGAUGCAGCUGAAUUUUCUUUGAAAUUGGAGCCACAAGUUUCAGGAUUUGGCAUUAUCCUUGAAUCUUCCUCUUCAGACCCAGAAGUUCAACUUGCAGAAGGCUUUGACGUCUUUAUGGCUAAAUCACAACUGGACUCUAUAUUAGCAAAUUAUACUCGCUCAGGAAGCCUGCUCUUUAGAAAACUGGUUUGUGCAUUUUUUGACGACAAUACCUUGGCCAACUCCUUACCCAAUGGCAAGAGGAAAAGAGGCUUGAAUGACAACCGGAAAGGACUAGACCAAAAUAUCGUGGGUGCAAUAAAAGUGUUCACAGAAAAAUACUGCACAGCAAACCAUGUGGAUAAAUUGCCUGGCCCAAGAGACUGGGUUCAAAUUCUACAGGAUCAAAUCAAACUGGCAAGAAGACGGUUAAAAAGAGGUUCAGCAGAGGUAAAUGACUAUGAUGAGAAACCGGACAUUUCUCUACUACAAACAGGUAAUCUUUUUGAAACCACACAUUCUGCACCAGUAUUUCAUUAACAGAUUUGGACAUCUGCGUUGGAGAAGGAUACCAGCAACAUUUCCAGACUACUUCAAUAUUUGUGUUCUGUUGUAUCAUGGCCUCUUGCAUUUUCUUCAUGCUUUUGUAACAUGGGAUAACAAAGCCACUAAAUUACUUGUUUCCUUUAAAAAAAAAUCAAAAUAGGCUUGUUGAGCAACAAGGAUUAUAGUGCAGUUAGUCUGGUAACCACAAUAAUGGAACAAAAUUUGCCUUUAUGAUUGCAUUUUCAUACAUAAACAUAUGCAUGCUGGAUAUUCCAUUUCAGUUAAGUGGAGAAAAAUAAACACAGCUAGAGGUCUCUUUCCUUUCAGGAGGGAGCUCUAAAGGGCCCCAUUUUAUAUUGGUUUCUUUUAUAAAAAUCACAGGUUGAAAAAAAUCUAAGUAGUUUCAUCAAUCAUGCAUUUUCAUCUGUUUUGAAGAUCCUCUCUCAUAUUGUUAUUAUGAUUGGGUAAAAAUGAUAAAUUGUCAGGUAUAUAUCUAAAAAUGAGAAAGAGUAUCAAUAUAUUUGACUGUAAGAACCCCUUUCAUUGAUUGCCUGGUGUUUUGUCCAGAACUGGUCUUGUUAAAUGUGAUACAAAUUGUUUUUGAGAGUGCUCAGAUGAUGUUUUGCAGACUCUUUACCUCUUCCCUAGCCUUUGAGUCUGGCAGUACUGUCAAGAAUACUUUUUCAAGAAUUAUUGCUGUCAACAGUCUCUAUUCCCCUUUUAUAUAUGCAGCUUUUUUGUAAUGUUUCCAUGAGAUUUAGGGAAUAUACAGUUCCAUUUUGUGUGGUGGUGAUUGGUUUUCAUGCCUUCUCAUGCCUCCCUUCUUGCCUAAUGCCAAAUGUAUCAAGGGGUUGGUGAAUAGUCCACAGAAAUAAGAACAUAUUUGAUAAGAAAAUGCAUGUGAAUGUGUGUCUUGUAUAUGAGAGCUUCUCCAGCGUCUCGGCCCAGACAGAAUGAGAUGAAACUCAUGACAAGCUUCACACACUCUGUGAAAUCAGGGUAGAAUAGGACUGCAGUAAAAAGUGUGUGUGGACGUGAGCUUUCUUUUUGCAUUUUCUACAAAACAGUUUCUUUAUGCAUAGAAGCAUGCAGACUCAGUUUCCACAACUCUUUAAAGAAAGAAUGGUGUAGGUUGGGCUUUGACACAUUCAGCUUGUAUGUGGAGUGCAAAUACUUAAAUGGUUAUGUGUAUAGAGGGGGAAAGCGCAUGACUCUUUAUUGAAUAGCUGAGUAAGUAUGUAUGAAACAGAACCUGCCUAUAUUACAGGCAUAGCUCGUUAACACUUUGACAAAGAGUCCCUUUUUACAAAGCCUUUUUAUGCCCACCUAAAUUCUCAUUUUCCUCUUAAUUAGCUGGAAGUUUUUUUAGCAACAUCAGCAUUGGAGGAGGGUUGGAGAAACGGACUUUCAGUGCUAGUUGCAGCAAUAUGUCUGCUCUAAGCCAUACAAUGAAACCUUAGCUGGAUAAGAAUGGGAUUCCACAGUACCUGCCCUAUAAAGGGCAAGGUAGACAGUUGCCUCCAGAAGCACUUAUUGAGCAUGUGAACAGCACAGACAAAAGGGAAAAACAGGAUUCCACCUUGUCGGCUAUCCAUUGCAUGUUCAAAACCAUACGAUAUGUAUAUUUGGCCACCAAAAUGGAAAUCAUAGGAAAAGUGAAGGUCCCAGCAUGCAUUUUGCAAGAGCCUUUCAAGUGGUCUCCUGACAAUUUAAAUUGUUAUUUAUUUAUACAAGGUUUACCUUAUCUGGUUGUUUCAUUUCACAUGAGCAUAUUAUCAGUUCUAGAUUAAAAAAAUAUUGAAGCAUGUACUCUUUUUGUGGUGAAGGAAUCUUUCCUUGUUUUUUUCUCCAUUUUAUGGUAACAAAUUAAAGAAGUAAGAUCCAGGAACAUGCCUACUUUUGGUAUCCCUGGAUUUUCCAUCUCUACAUUUUUCUCUCUAAAAAGUCCUAAAGAAGAAAAAUGGCUGUUUAGGGCCAGAAUAUACAAAUUAAAACAGACACAUCCAUACCACAUCAGUUGUUUGACACUUAACUGUGCACUUUGUUCCAAAACUAAAGACAUAAUUUUAAAGAAAAGAUUUGAAUCCACUUUCUCACUUGCUAAUUAACUAAUAUCUAGAUGUAUUUAAUAAUUCCCUUGGUCCCCAAAAGCAGCUGGCCCUUUCCAUUAGAAUUGAAAUGAAUGUGCCCUCCAUAUUUUGGUUCAAUUCAUGUAUCCGAUACUCAAUAGGAGCUUGUCAUAGUAUAAGAAAUAUCAGUGUAAAUUUGUACACUGCUCUUUGCUGUUAUUUAAACCUGCAAAUACAAUUAGAAUAAUGCAAUUAUUUAUUGUCAUCUUUUGAAGAACAAUGCCUCAAUCCUGUUCUCAGUGUAUAAUGUAUUGAAGGCUUAAUAACAAUGUGAGAAUUUCAUGCAUAAUUAUUGUAAACACACUAUUACGUGUUCUUGAUAAAGGCAGCAAGAAUAUAUUGAAAUUUAAACACUUUUACUGAAUACCCGCUUCUAUUGCAAUUCAAUUUUUCUUUUAUGGAAUUUUAAACUUAAUCUGACCAACGUUUGAAAUGUUGACUGUGUCCUCUUGAUGACAAGGCAAAUGUGGCUUGUGCUGUAUUCUUCAAAAUUGCAUCUCUUCCUUAGAGACUGCUAGGAUGCUCCCUCAUGAAUCAAACUUUUCAGUUUCACUAGUAAAUCUAUAAAUAAGGCAUACAUUUUAACAUUUAACCAACAACCAACAUUCUUUUUGUGGAUCUUUAAAAAUGUAUUUGUGUCUAUUUAACUGUGACUACUGUUCAAAUUUCUAUUCAGAAGUCUUUUUAUAGGUUUUAUUAGGGAAAUCAUUCCAUAUUUAGGUAAAGAAGUGUCUCAAUCUUGUGUAUAUAAGUUUUAUUAAUAUGUACAUAUUUAGCUAUUUUUUAAAUUACUAUGUUCUUAAUAAAACCAACAAGGGACUAGUUGUGAAAUGGUGCAUAAGACUGUGUUUGUGUUAUCAAUCUCUGGGAAUCCCUAUUUGUCAAGUUCAGAAAAAAGAAACCCAAUAAAUUACUCUGAUUCAGCAAG
Messenger RNA from Anolis carolinensis (green anole), 4716 nucleotides. RefSeq names its product BEN domain containing 7 (gene bend7). The transcript has 9 exons. Gene Ontology annotation, molecular function: DNA binding. The coding region runs from base 379 to 1653 and encodes 424 amino acids. NCBI's taxonomy places the organism in Eukaryota, Metazoa, Chordata, Lepidosauria, Squamata, Anolidae. The record is from RefSeq and is a predicted model, not a curated record.